Molecule: messenger RNA, 1319 nt
Organism: Oncorhynchus kisutch (coho salmon)
Lineage: Eukaryota; Metazoa; Chordata; Actinopteri; Salmoniformes; Salmonidae
Product: 60S ribosomal protein L11
Exons: 5
Coding region: 763-1266 (167 amino acids)
Biological process (GO): translation
Cellular component (GO): ribosome
Molecular function (GO): structural constituent of ribosome
Source: RefSeq, a predicted model, not a curated record
CUCUUCAAGUGAUCAAACAUGGCGGUGAGUGCAGGUUUUACGUGUAAGGAGGCAAGAUUUCGCGGGUUACCUUUUAAAUCCACAAUCAUCAGCGUUAUACGGCCAAAAACCCAUUGUUUUUAUAACCAGAUAUGAGUAGGUUAAUGUGCACUAUUGAAACAAAGUUGUAUUACGCACAAAAUAUGCGUCCUUGCUUUUAAUUGAAGCGUAAUUUGGGGAAAGUGACAUGGCUGUUGAAGUCGAGGUUUCUCCGAAUAGGUUUCUCAGUACUUUGUUACAGUUGACGCGACAUCGGAUGAACGUUAACAUGCGACCAGUGAAAAUAUGAACAUUCACGAAAUUGUACAAUUGACUGCAACAUUGUAAACAUGAUACCUUAGCAAGGUGGCUCGUAGCAGCCGACGAUAAGCCAUAUGAUAUGCACCGGCAUGUCCUGUUGGCAGGAAUCUGGUUAUUUAACCAGGAAGUUAAACACAUUGAAUCACGUUUUUGAAUAUAUUUGUCAGUGUAAACAUGUGUGGCUGCUUGGAAACGGCCUAAAGACCGCCAGUUGGGUAUCUGUUGACAUUGACCAGGAUUUAAUAGCUAGUUAAUAUCGACAUGUUGCUAUGUUGGCAACUAGCUAGCUAUCCAGCCUGGCUGCAUAGCGGACAACUGAUGUAGCUAGCGAAACAUACGAACGAAACCUAACUGUUACCCUCCCAGCCACCUAAUGCCAACGUUUGAUUUCAACAGGAACAGAGCGAGAAAAAGGAGAACCCCAUGCGUGAGCUUCGCAUCCGCAAGCUUUGUAUGAACAUCUGUGUUGGGGAGAGUGGUGACAGACUGACCCGUGCUGCUAAGGUGCUUGAGCAGCUCACAGGCCAGACCCCUGUCUUCUCCAAGGCCCGCUACACUGUGCGAUCGUUCGGCAUCCGCAGAAAUGAAAAGAUUGCUGUCCACUGUACCGUCCGUGGAGCUAAGGCUGAGGAGAUCCUGGAAAAGGGACUCAAGGUGCGUGAGUACGAGUUGAGGAAGAACAACUUCUCUGACACCGGCAACUUUGGCUUUGGCAUCCAGGAACACAUUGAUCUGGGAAUAAAGUACGACCCCAGCAUCGGUAUCUACGGACUGGACUUCUACGUCGUCCUGGGCAGACCCGGUUUCAGCAUUGCUGACAAGAAGCAGAAAACGGGCCGCAUUGGUUUCAGGCACCGCAUCCGCAAAGAGGAAGCCAUGCGCUGGUUCCAGCAGAAGUAUGACGGUAUCAUCCUCCCCGGGAAGUAAAGAACCAUCGUUGACCUUGUUUAUAACUAUAAUAAAAUGGAAAAAUACCCGUG